CAUUAUUAUUGAUAUGUCACUCGCGCGCAAGUCAACGGUCAGACGGCACCCUGCAAACGUUCAUAAUAAUCAUAAUGUUAUCGUACAAGUGCUUGUUUUGUUUGUUGGCUAUUAGCAUCGUCGAUAGUAUUGAAAUCCUGUCAAAUUAUCCGGAUCUCAAAAAUCUUGAACAGUAUUAUCACUAUCAGACCAUAAAUGGAGAUAAAGUCAAACUGCAGGUAUAUUACGAAUGCCUGUGCCCUGACUGCAUAGCAUUCCACUUAGGUCCCUUAGACGACGUAUACAGGAAAAUCGGAUCUUAUAUAGACCUCAAGUUAUAUCCGUAUGGAAAUGCUAAGAAAUCCGAAAAAAAUGGUAAAACCGUGAUAACUUGCCAGCACGGGCCAGCCGAGUGUUAUGGCAACAAGCUCCACGCAUGCGCCAUCGAGAUACUGAACGACAUCAGCAAGGCAGAGUUCUAUAACUCCUGCAUGAUGAACGGGACCUGGGGCGGCAGGGGAUCCACAGACAUGGACGCUACUAAUUGCGGAAAAUCAAUGGGAAUCGAUUCAAAGGCGAUCAUCGCAUGCGCUAAAAGUUCACGAGGAGAAGAUCUUCUAGAAUACUACGGACAAGAAACAGACAAGCUGGUCGACAAACAAUACGUACCCUGGGUACUCAUAAAUGGAGAGUUCUUUGACAGCAAUGGUGAUUUGAUGAAGAAAAUUUGUGAAACUUUGAGCAAUUCGCCACCUCCGUGUGCUGAAUUAAGCGAAUAAAGUUGUAGUUUCCAUCUA
Molecule: messenger RNA, 776 nt
Organism: Leguminivora glycinivorella
Lineage: Eukaryota; Metazoa; Arthropoda; Insecta; Lepidoptera; Tortricidae
Product: gamma-interferon-inducible lysosomal thiol reductase-like
Exons: 5
Coding region: 75-758 (227 amino acids)
Molecular function (GO): oxidoreductase activity, acting on a sulfur group of donors, disulfide as acceptor
Source: RefSeq, a predicted model, not a curated record